AUGUCGUGGCUUUGGAAGGGCGAUGCGAGCUCUCCAGCCUCUUUUGAAAAGGCACUUUCCAAGCUCUCCACUCAAAUCACCUCCGCGAACCUAGCCCUUGAUACAAGCCGAACCAGAGGGCGUCGAGUCAAAGCUCUAUGGACUAUCUACACCACCGUGACAUAUGUCCUUUACGCUCUGGUUAUUGUCCUCGUUCUGGGACCACAGAAUUGGUCUCUCUAUCACUAUGCUGGUCUCAUCGGUGCGCCAGCGAUGAUAUACGUCGUCAGGAUACUCUUAACUGCGUUUUUCGACUGGAGAAUCAGUCGUCAACAGUCAUAUGUGGACCACUUGCAAAAACAGAGAGAAAACAAGAUCGCGGAUCUCAAGAGAGCUACCAAAUACGAUAGUACACAAGAACUAUUACAAAAGUAUGGCGGUGCACCACCUGCAAAGACACCGUCAACACAACCUCAACAGGGCACAAAACGGAAGAUCAACCGCCCAGCGGAAGAUCAACCUCCACAAAGGACUGGGAUCGCUCCUCCACCCACAGCCAAUAUUCCUGGUCGAAAUCUCCCAUCACCUUCUCCUCUGACACCCCAUGUUGAAGCCAGUUCCAUGUCACCAGUUCGUGGUCGAUCACCACUUAUGGAGUCUAUGAUGGCACAGAAUCCAACCGACAUGACUCCCGACUCGCCAGGAUUUGCUCCCAAUGCUUUUCCCAGUAUGCCACCACUACCACCAUCUCCUCCUCCUCCUUCUAGCAUGGCCUAUGAUCACACGCCUCACUGGUAUGAUCGAAUACUCGAUGUUCUCCUUGGCGAGGACGAAACUGCGGCGAAGAACAGACUGGUUCUAUUGUGCUCAAAUUGUCGCCUCGUCAAUGGCCAAGCGCCUCCAGGGGUCAAAACAUUAGAAGAGUUAGGUCGGUGGAGAUGUAGUGGCUGCGGCGCUUGGAAUGGAGUGGAAAGCGAAGGAGCGAAAGCCAUGAAAGAAAUCACAGCAGCCUCGAAGAUGGACAAUGGAGAAGGGUGGGAGAAGGUGCCUCGGAGCACAGAAAUACAGGAAGAUUCUACCGAAGACUCGAGGGCGGAAGAACUGGCAGAUACUAGCAUUCAGGGCUCAACGGGUCGAGAAGUUGACGAUGAGAGUGGCCUUAGCAAGCGUGUGACCCGCAGUACAGGCAAGAAGGGUUCUUUUGAAGCAUUGGAAUGA
This is a messenger RNA of Rhinocladiella mackenziei CBS 650.93, 1197 nucleotides long. RefSeq lists its product as uncharacterized. The record is from RefSeq and is a predicted model, not a curated record. Bases 1 to 1197 code for a protein of 398 amino acids. NCBI's taxonomy places the organism in Eukaryota, Fungi, Ascomycota, Eurotiomycetes, Chaetothyriales, Herpotrichiellaceae. Gene Ontology annotation, cellular component: endoplasmic reticulum tubular network. The transcript has 2 exons. Gene Ontology annotation, biological process: endoplasmic reticulum tubular network organization.